CUUCGUUCUGAAAAAAAAAAAAUCUAUUCCUUCUUCUUUUCAUCUGAUCCUCCCUCCGGAACCCUCCUUUCACCCGUUCGCACCUCUCUCUACCUUCGCUCUCAUACCUCCCGAAUACGCUACAAUGACGGACUACAACAAGAAGACCAACGCGGAGCUUAUCGAGAUGCUCAAGUCGCGAUCUCUGGCGCAUAACGGACGCAAGGCCGAGCUGGUGGCACGCUUGCAAGCUGACGACGAGGCAAAGUCGGCCGCGCCCGGCGAAACGACUGCCACCAAGGCCGAUGCCGCCGAGGACGUGAUCGACUGGGAGGACGAUGCGCCGACCGAAGCAGCCACGACGGUGAAACCGUCGACGGCCACCGGUGCGGCGGCCAUCGCUGCGGGUGGCCAGGGCCCCGUCGCGAACCCGGCGGCGGUGCCGAACCAGAAGGUCGACACCGAUCCUUCUACGACGGACGAUCUUAAAGUGGAAUCGCAGGGCGCUGUGGCUGGCGAGAAGCCUGCUGAGAGCGAGACGGCGACAGAUGCCGCUGCCGCCGCCGAUGUCGCAGAGAGCAAACCGGCCGUUGACUACACGCGGGGCCUCCCGUCGACCGAGCUCGAGGAGGAGCUGAAGAAGCGCAAGGCGCGUGCGGAGAAGUUUGGAAUUGUCGAGGACACAGAGACCGCUCUGGCCGAGGCGGAGAAGGCUCUGCAACGAGCCAAACGAUUCGGAACCGGAGCUGGAAGCGCAGAGGGCAGCACCAGUGGCCCCGUCGGAGUCAAAGGGUUGGACGAGGCUCUGCCAGAUGAGCGGUCUCGCAAGCGUGGCCGUGGGGAUCAGGAACCCAAUGCUCGACGAGAAGGCAAGAAGCGUGACGUUGGCGGACGCAACCGCAACCGACGUCGCGGCACUGGGAAUCCCCCCCAGAACCAGAGUCAGAGCCAGAAUCAGAAUCAGAACAAGAGCUCCGGUCAAGGCAGCGUUAGGCAGUGGAGUGAGAAGGAUUCUCUUGCGCUCGAGGCGCGUAAGAAGAGAUUCGCGACGACCGCGUAAAUUCACCUGCUCCUUCCCCGACUUUCUUUCUGUCUCUCCUUCAAAUCAUUUUCCUAUCUCUCUCUCUCUCUGUCUCUCUCUCUUCGGCGUUGCGGUGAGACUAUCUAUCUAGCAAGACGCGUUCCAGUACCAAAUUU
Molecule: messenger RNA, 1176 nt
Organism: Penicilliopsis zonata CBS 506.65
Lineage: Eukaryota; Fungi; Ascomycota; Eurotiomycetes; Eurotiales; Aspergillaceae
Exons: 1
Coding region: 125-1039 (304 amino acids)
Biological process (GO): poly(A)+ mRNA export from nucleus
Cellular component (GO): nucleus
Source: RefSeq, a predicted model, not a curated record